Molecule: messenger RNA, 1662 nt
Organism: Symbiodinium sp. CCMP2592
Lineage: Eukaryota; Dinophyceae; Suessiales; Symbiodiniaceae
Source: the annotation of a GenBank genome assembly
AUGCUGGACUUGCACUGCCGUGGUCGGGCUUCGGGUUUCCAGCGGCAUGGUGUCCGAACGCAGGUGCGCCAGGCCUGGCAGGAUGCAUAUCGCCUCUUCGGGGAUGCGUCUGUGCCAGGGCCAUUGAAGUCGGUGAAUUCGUUGAUCAACACAUGUGGCAAAGCACAGCACUGGGCCCUUGCCCUGGCUGUCCUGGGACAUUUGCCUGCGUGGCGUUUGCACCCAGACAUCUUUAGUUUCGGUGCCGCCAUCUCUGCAUGCAAGAGAGUGCAGCAAUGGGGGCAUGCUGUUGGCCUCCUUGUGAAUUUGGAAGAGGAGGGACUGCAAGGGGAUGCCAUCACGCACAGCAGCGCCAUGACAGCUUGCGAGAAGGCCUCUGAGUGGACAGCUGCAUUGCUGCUUUUUUCAGAUCUGAAGGCCAAGACUAUUCAAGGGGACGCAAUCACCUACAAUUCCGCAAUCAGUGCCUGUGAGAAGGGACUGCAGUGGCCUCAGGCACUUCAGGUCCUCGUCGAGCUUGACCGCAGCCAGCUUCAACCAACGCUGAUUACUUUCACUUCUGUGAUCAGUGCCUGUGAGAAGGGCGACCAGUGGCACCUGGCCUUGGAUUUCUUCACUAAGCUUGAGAGCGCUCGCAUGCAAGGAGAUGUCAUUGCCUACUCCUCCGCCAUUGCGGCAUGUGAGAAAGGCGGGCAAUGGUCUUUAGCCUUGCAGUUCUGCUCGAAAAUGUACCAAGAGCGCAUCAGCUCAAACAUCAUCACCUUCAAUUCGACCAUGAGUGCACUUGGUACCGGGGGCGAGUGGCAGCGCGCUCUGGCUCUCUUUACUCAGCUCUCUGAACACAAAGUGCAGGCGGAUGCAAUCACGUACAAUGCGGCCAUGAGAGCCUGCGAGGAAGGCGGUGAAUGGGCGAUCGGUAUGAGCUUGCUUGAGAAGCUGGAAGCUCAGCAGCUGCAAGGUACUGUGGUGACCUACAAUACCGCCAUUAGCUUGUGCAAGGAUGCAGAUCAAUGGCCCAUGGCACUCCAUCUCCUAGGAGAGAUGACGGAGAGGGAGCUCCAGGCAGAUGUGAUCACCUACAGCGCAGCCAUCAAUGCCUGUGAAAAAGGCCACGAGUGGCAGAUGGCUCUUGCGUUGCUGGCUGAGAUCCCGCACAGAAGCAUCCAGGGCAACGUGAUCACCUACAGCUCUGCCAUGAGUGCCUGUGAGAAGGGUGGCGAGUGGACCUGGGCUCUGCACCUGCUCAGCGACUUCUACAGUUCAGGCUUGGAGGCCAACGUGAUCACCUACAACGUGGUCCUCUUCGCCUGCGCCAAGGGUGAGCAGUGGCAGCAAGCUCUGUAUUUCCUGUCGGAGUUGACAUCGGCUGGCUUGCAAAGCACGGUGCUCACCUUCAAUGCUGCGAUGGCGGCAUGCACGAGUCAUGGCUUUUGGCAGCAAGCUUUAAGCUUGUUGUCUUCCUUGCUGCACAGGGGCAUGCAGGGAGAUGUAAUCACCUUCAGUACCGCGCUCAAUGCAUGCGCAUCGGGGCAGCAGCGGCGACGGGCUGUCCCUCUGAUGGCAGAACUUCAGGACAGAGCAUGGAAGGCAGGCUGUGAAGUGGCAAAAAGCUUGCAAGCUUCGCUUUGUCAUUUGCUGCGUCACGAAGCAAUGUCGUGGUAG